UUCAGAUUAUGUUGGAAGAGUAUUGGGACAAGGAGAUUCAAUGAAGAGUGAAGACGACGUUCCCUUUCUCGUUUGGGAUGGAAGUAUCAAAUAUGACGACGUAAAGCGCGCGGCUGUGGAGGCAUACCCCAACCCAACGUUGUUCAUGUCAUGCACGAUAAGGAAGACAGGAUUGCGAAUAUCUGCCUCUGUCAUUGGUUUUCUUCAGCUACGAUUCCCUCUCUAAUGGCGGAAGCCAGUAUAAAACCAAGUUGUGUUGGUUCUAAUAAUAAUUGAAAGAGUUGCCUUCAUACAGACCAUGAUUUCCGAACUUCAGAGAUGCAUUGGUGGCAGAGCAGCUUUUCUUCACCUUCAUCGUCGUCGUCGCCCUCACCUAAAUCAUCCAGUGGUUAUCAUAAAAAACGCAAUAAUGUCAGGGACAUUAACUUCUUCAGGAGCCGUCGAGUCACCCACGCCCAGCCCCGUCUCACACGACAGCGCAAGCUUCGCCAUCUCAGUGACCUCGACAUCCGCCGUUUGUCCUUAGAUAACUACGACGAUCACAAUUCGUUGCCUGUCUCGAAGUCGUCCAACAAUCUCGAGAUCCUCUCCGGGCGGUCAUCGUUGUCAUCGUCUUCGUCUGUGGUUCCUCAGCCGUUGCCGCGGCCCGAUUUAUCUGCGGUUAUUCGUCGGGAACCGGCAUUCUCGUCUCCCCAUUCGACGGACUUUCCUCUUCCUUCCCCUAAGAAGGUGCCCAGCAGAGGUGAGGGGGAGGACGGGGAUAAAAGGGAUAGCUUAGCUGGAGACGGAACAGGGCGGGGAAUCCUCCCUACCUCUGCAAUCGGGAGUAGGUUUUCUUACCAAGCUGUCCACAAGAGUCCAGAUCAUGUUGACAUACUGUCAGAUAAAUCUCCAAAGGAUCGCAUGCGGAUAGUGCUUCAAGAUCCAAAUAAUGUUGAUAAGGUUCGAGACAACCACAUAUUCAAUUUUCCUACUAAGAGUGCUCCAACCAGUGGGUUCUCAAGUCCUGCACUUAGCCCUCGAAGAUUGAGUAAUUGUGAUCUCUUUCCUCCUUACAUACAUUCUCAAGUUCAACAGACUUGGUCUGCCCCAGAGCUCCCACCCUUAGACCUGCUUGUAGGAUUCUCUUCACAAACAUCACCAGAGAAAACUCUAUCUGGUUUUGACCAUUAUUCACUUCAUAGUCCCAAAGUAAGCAGUUCUGGCCUAAACAUCAAAAGUCGAAGUGGAGCUGCACCCCCAUCACAUCCCACAUUAUCUCCAGAGCUUUUGUCAGCAUGUAUUGAAAAUGGUAGUCCCAGGAUCAACAGUUAUAGCCAAAACGUCAAAAGUCCAAAUGGACCUGCAUCUCCAUUACAUCCAAAACUUUCUCCAGAGUGUUUAGCUGUGUGGCAUGAAAGUAAUGGUCAUGUCAAUGUCCAUCCAUUACCCCUUCCUCCUCCGCCAUCAUAUUUUCUUCAUCAGACUGCAGCUAAAGUGGAGGUAUCAUCACUUGCUGGGCAAUGGCAGAAAGGAAAGCUCAUUGGAAGUGGUACAUUUGGAAGUGUUUAUGUUGCCACAAACCGGGAAACUGGAGCUUUAUGUGCAAUGAAAGAAGUUAAUCUGAUCCCUGAUGACCCCAAAUCUGCAGAAUGUAUAAAGCAACUGGAGCAGGAAAUUAAAGUUCUUAGCCAAUUAAAGCACCCAAAUAUAGUGCAGUAUUAUGGUAGUGAAAUAAUUGAGGAACGGUUCUACAUAUAUUUGGAGUAUGUUUAUCCCGGUUCAAUUAAUAAAUAUGUCCGUGACCAUUGUGGGGCAAUUACAGAAUCAGUUGUUCGUAAUUUCACCCGCCAUAUCCUCUCUGGGUUGGCUUACUUGCAUAGCACCAAGACAAUCCACCGGGAUAUCAAGGGGGCAAAUAUGCUUGUUGAUGCAUCUGGUGUUGUCAAGCUUGCUGACUUUGGGAUGGCAAAACAUCUUAAUGGACAAUCAACUGAUCUCUCUUUGAAGGGAAGUCCAUACUGGAUGGCCCCAGAGGUUAUACAAGCUAUGAUAAAGAAAGAUACGAGUCUUGACCUUGCAUAUUCCAUUGACAUUUGGAGUUUGGGCUGUACUGUUAUUGAGAUGCUGAAUGGAAAACCUCCCUGGAAUGAGCUUGAAGGGGUUGGAGCUAUGUUUCAAGCUCUAAAAGGAUCACCGCCAAUACCGGAAACAUUAUCACCUGAGGGCAAGGAUUUCCUCAGGUGUUGCUUUCAAAGAAACCCUGCAGAUAGGCCAUCAGCAAUCAUGUUGUUGGAACAUCCUUUUGUGAGAAUCUCAAAUUAUCCAGAAGGUCCAGGUUUCCUGCAAGCAUUUUCUGGAAUGAAACUAGUGGACAAAGCAUAUAAUACCAGAGAGUGGAAUAAACAUAAAUCUGAGAUGGUGUCAACAUCUCCAAGCACAUCAACUACAAAAGGAAGCAUACCAUCUAAUGGUGAUCAACAAUCUCAUGCUGAAACUUGCGACUCCGCAGCAGCCUCCCAUCAUUCUCCUAAAUCCAUCCUCGAGGCCUUUGGCAGUUUGUCUCCACACUCAAAUAGCACACAUAAUUCCAGACAUUCUCAACAAUGUAGACUUGCACACUUGGAGCAGCCAUUAAUAUGCCUUCACAAGAGCUUAUGGGAGGAAGUCUCACAACUUUACUGACACAGGUUGAUCAGAUUCAUAUCUACAACAUAUUGUUCUCUCAUUUGGAUCUGGGGAAGACUUGCAAGUUAGUUGCGUAGAGUUAAGAGAUGCCUGCAUUGAAGCUGCAGUUAGUUCCCAGAUCACAUGAACAGCAGAACAUCUGUAAAAAGUUCUUUCCUGUAUCAUCAAUAUUGACACCUGUUGAAGCUACAAGGCCUCAUCUUUGAUUUUCAUAAUUAUUAUUAUCAUUUUGUGCUGAAUGCUGAAGUUCUUUAUCCAUGCUAUGCGGAGAAGAUUUUCACAUGUAUAGGAUAGUAUCAAAUUGACUUUGUAGAUAUUUAGGUCCUUAGUAGCCAGUCUAAUUAUUGCAUAGCAUAUAGUUUAUCUUCAUGUUCUUGUAUACGAGGUAGAGGCAGAGCAACCCAAAGGAUGAAAUUUUCUUUCAUUGACAGUUUUGAUGUAACUGGCUGUUGUGAUUGUCACUAGAUUUAUAUGUUUUUGGAUUUGAUCAAUAAAAAAGACUACCACUUAGGGCUCUCAA
Nelumbo nucifera (sacred lotus) is the source of this 3187-nucleotide messenger RNA. RefSeq names its product mitogen-activated protein kinase kinase kinase 5. Gene Ontology annotation, biological process: MAPK cascade; protein phosphorylation. Gene Ontology annotation, cellular component: cytoplasm. The record is from RefSeq and is a predicted model, not a curated record. Lineage: Eukaryota; Viridiplantae; Streptophyta; Magnoliopsida; Proteales; Nelumbonaceae. Gene Ontology annotation, molecular function: ATP binding; MAP kinase kinase kinase activity.